AUGGUUCGUAAAAAAUCAACUCUAUCAAAAGUUAGAACACGAACAGAAGCAUAUAAACGAAAACAACAUGCUCAUUCAGAUGCGAGUCAUUUUCGUAAUCAACUGAAAACAAAAUCAAAGAUUCAUAUUUUAGAUAAAUAUCAUAAUAAUUUAGAUUUUCGUAAUCAAUAUAAAGCACGUUCAAAAAAAAGAGUUUCGAAGAAGUAUAAAUCUGAUCCAAUGAUACGAAUGAAAACAAUUGAACGUGCAAUGAAUUGGUAUCAUAAAAAUAAUACACUGAUGAGACAAAAUUCCAGACGACUUUAUAAUCAACGUAGACGUAUUCUAAAAAAAUAUAUUUCUAUUCAGAACCAUAAAUGUAUAUAUAAGCAAAGCAAUUUAUACAUGAAUAACUUGAAUAAAUUUCGACAAGUAAUUCAAGAAGGACCUGAUUAUGUUUGUAUAUCAUGUCAAUUAGCACUUUUUCGUAAUCAAGUGAUACCAUUCGUUGAAGAAAAGUAUAUAACACAAAACAUGUCAUAUGAAAUAAAAAAACACAUUCAAUCUUACUUUAUGUAUUCAUCGUCAAGAGAACAAAAAUGGAUUUGUAAAUCAUGUUCAGACAAAAUAAAGAAACGACAAAUGCCAAGCCGAGCAGUCGUGAAUAGAUUGAAAGUUUGUGAAAUUCCAUCUGAAUUAAAAAGAUUAAAUAAUCUUGAAAAACAUUUGAUUGCUUUACGAUUACCUUUUAUGAAAAUUGUAAAUUUAACAUCAGGAAAAUUAUCGAGUAGAUUUUCACAAAAAGGUACUAAAGGGCCACUUCAUUGUGUGCCAUCAGAUGUAGAAGACACUGUAACUACAUUACCUCGUCCAGUUGAUAAGUCGAUGAUGGUUCGAUUACAACUGAAACGACGACUAAAAUACAAAGCUGUAUGGGAAGAACAAUUAAUAAAUCCAAAUGAUGUAAGAGAUGCACUAUUUGUUUUAAUUAAGAUGCAUCCAGGAUAUAAAAGUAUAAAGAUAAAUGAUAUUCAUG
Molecule: messenger RNA, 1015 nt
Organism: Rotaria sp. Silwood1
Lineage: Eukaryota; Metazoa; Rotifera; Eurotatoria; Philodinida; Philodinidae
Source: the annotation of a GenBank genome assembly